Messenger RNA from Gryllus bimaculatus (two-spotted cricket), 870 nucleotides. The record is from the annotation of a GenBank genome assembly. Lineage: Eukaryota; Metazoa; Arthropoda; Insecta; Orthoptera; Gryllidae.
CCGACGCCCACGCUGCCCAAGGCGGAGGUCCUCUCCUGGAUGGCGUGCCGCGCGCUGCUGCCGCAGGACGUUCGCGUGGACAUGGGGCCGCUGGGGACCCUGCGCCUGGAGGAGCAGCUGGACGAGAAGCUGCAGCGGGUGGCGAGCGAGGAGCUGCGCGAGGCGGACGUCGACAUCCCCGACACCAUCGCCGCCCUGCGAACGCGCCUGCAGGAGGAGAAGGAGUUGGUAGUCCCGCUGGAUGACGAGUACAUGACCACGUUCCUGCGCCCCUGCCACUGGUACCCGGAUUCGGCGUUCCAGAAGAUGUGCAACUUCUACGCAUUCAAGGCCCGGAACCCUCACGUCGGUAGGCCGCUGCCCAUGUCGCGUCUGGACGUUGUCGCCAACUCGGGCACCGUCUGCAUCCUGCCGCGCCGAGACCAGUUCGGGCGGCGCAUGCUACUUCUGCAAACAGGUCGCAAGUGGGACCCGAAGAAGCUGACGAUGGACGAGCUGCUGAGCGCGGUGCUCAUGUUCCUGGAGAUCGCCAUCGUGGAGCCCAGCACGCAGGUGGCCGGCGUCGUCAUCUUGUGGGACCUGGAAGGGCUGUCGCUGUCGCAGGACUGCGUUCCGCUGCGCGUCAAGGCGUUCCACUUCAUCAACCAGUCCAACCUCUUUGACAUCGCCUUCAACGUGCUCAAGCCAUUCCUCAAGGAGAAACUGCGCUCGCGGGUGACUGUACUUCCACGGCAAGUCUUCGAAGACGCUGCUGGACCACGUGGACCCCAAGUUGCUGCCGAAGCAGUACGGCGGCGAGCUCGAGAUGCACUUCGACGGCGGCGAGCUCAUGGCCCUUUUCCACCUCUUCGAGACGUACUUCGAUGGUGA